UCGUUGACACGAAACGAAAAAUUAAAAUCAAAUCGCUAUUUCCACCACUUUACUGAGUAUAAAAUUGCUUGCUGCAAAGUCUCUGCUUUCAGCAUUACUGCUUGUAUGAAAUUUGACCUCAAGCACUAGUUUCGAUUGUUGGGCCAUCUUUAGCCAUUGUUACUAAAAAUAGAAUCAUGCACUGUGUUUGGGAUAACUCUUUUUUUUUAAAGUAUUCUUUCCCCUGAAAAAUAAGAAAAAUAAGCUUUUCCUUUCUAUUUUUUUUUCUUUAUAACGGUUGAGCAGACAAAGCUCUUCUACCUACUCUCACGUCAUCAUGUUUAAAGUACUCAAUGAUCCUUUUAAACGAAGGUUGACUAUCUCUUAUGUAUACGACUGGUUACUGGUCGUCAUUAUGACAGCUGUCUUUUUCGCCAUCGACAAGAUUACGCCAUUUCACAGAAUGUUUUCAAUAGAAGAUAAAACUAUCAUGUUUCCCCAUACAGAGAAAGAAACCGUUCCUGUGUGGUUAUUAGUGAUCAUUUGCCUCUUGAUACCUGCUGUCAUUAUAGGGGCUAUCUCACUCAGUGGCAUAGGCUAUAAGAGGAGUCUCCACGAUUUUCAUAGUGGAAUUCUUGGCCUAUGCUUGGGUUUAUCUAUGACUAUUAUGCUAACGGAUAUCAUUAAAAUCACAGCCGGUAGACCUCGACCAGAUAUGCUAUCACGUUGUAAACCACCACCAACCGCUGUAGAUCCCCAGUUCGGACUAUUGAGUGUGGAUAUAUGUACAACGGACAUUCAUUCCAGCGUUAUGAUUGACGGGUUCAAGAGUUUCCCGAGUGGACACUCAUCAUUCUCUUUCUCUGGCUUGGGUUAUUUAGCAUUUUAUAUUGCCGGCAAAAUGAAAAUGUUUGAUGAAAAAGGUCACACGUAUAAAGGCUUCAUCUUUGCUUUUCCUAUCAUUGGAGCACUAUUAGUAGCUAUAUCUCGUACUGAGGAUUAUCGUCAUCAUUGGCAAGAUGUCACUAUUGGUGCUUUAUUAGGCACUUUUUGCGCAUACUUUGCUUAUCGCCAAUAUUACCCUAGUCUCGCCACAGACGGCUGCAGAGAUCCUUACUUGACCCGAGUGGCGCAUAUUAAAAAGUGUGACGAAGAAUUAGGCAUGGUCCACCAUAGCAAUGGAGGCAGAAGACAUGAAUCUGAUAUUGCCCUACUACAGCCUCACCACGGUAUACCAAAAGAUACCACCAUGCAUAACAACUACGACGACUAUUUGAAUCACAACAGUGAAAACGAUACGGACCACAUGUCAUUGAGUACACAACAGCAUCAAUUCCAACAGAAAUACCCCUCGGAAUAUGGAGACAGUAGCAACCAUCUUACACUGUACGAUACCAACAACUCUAUCAACAGUAGUGAACCUUUAGUGACUACUACAGAUAGCAGCAACAAUUACAUACCCUCCAAAUGAAAUUUAAGCCAUCCAAAGAAGUGCUCGUAAAAUAAAUUUAUUGUG
Mycotypha africana is the source of this 1495-nucleotide messenger RNA. RefSeq names its product phosphatidic acid phosphatase type 2/haloperoxidase. The coding region runs from base 317 to 1450 and encodes 377 amino acids. NCBI's taxonomy places the organism in Eukaryota, Fungi, Mucoromycota, Mucoromycetes, Mucorales, Mycotyphaceae. The record is from RefSeq and is a predicted model, not a curated record. Gene Ontology annotation, biological process: phospholipid metabolic process. Gene Ontology annotation, molecular function: phosphatidate phosphatase activity. The transcript has 5 exons.